This is a messenger RNA of Rhagoletis zephyria (snowberry fruit fly), 2285 nucleotides long. RefSeq names its product mind the gap (gene mtg). Gene Ontology annotation, cellular component: extracellular region. NCBI's taxonomy places the organism in Eukaryota, Metazoa, Arthropoda, Insecta, Diptera, Tephritidae. Gene Ontology annotation, molecular function: chitin binding. The record is from RefSeq and is a predicted model, not a curated record.
AACAUCUAAUCAGCUUUCUUCUUUCAAAAAAAAAAAAAAAAAAUCUUUCUGUAUAAAACAUAUCCUUUUUCUGUGUUUGUUUUUAGGAUUGGCUUGCGGGACAUGCGUUUUUGAAUCUGAAUUUGGUUUCAUACUCAAUUGUAACUUCAAAAAGUCUGGACUAUUUCGUGUAAGGAAUUUGGGCGGCCUAAAAGCACAUUUUGGUUUAGGGUUCAGUUUGGGCGACGAACUGGGCUUCGCCGAGUCGUUGGGUAACGUAGAGGGUGAACCGGAACGGCGACGGGCUAUUAACUAUAAAAAUGGACCACCACCAUCACCUAAUGCUCUCAGUCUAGUGGCUCCCACACAACAGGCGCCUGUACAGCACCCUAUUCCCGAAAAACGCAUUGGCGCACGCGCUUCGCCUACUUACAGUGCCACAUACAGAGAAAGUGUUAUGCGUCCAAUGGCGUCCAAUCAACUAAUGACAGAGGCGCGACCCUUGCCUCUAGGUGUGCCAGCGUUCCGCCCCAUACCGAAGACUGCGACGGUACCAGUCGCACAAAUAGCACAGCGGCGUACAAAUAUCGCUGUAGACACACCUAAUCCGCGUGUUCGACUCAACAAUCAAUUGGUCGAAAGUUACUCGGAGGGAGUGAACUCUAAUCGCACCUUCCACGUUGCGAAUCCAAUAGUCUCGCAACCCGUCGCCGUACCCGCCUUCCAAGCAAUGCCCAGUUCUGUUGCACGUUUAGCUGCGGCUGCGACAAAGUCUAUAACAAAUGCCGAAGAACGAAUUUUGCAUAAUCAUCCAAAUUAUUUGCAAUUCGAAGAACCAAGAUUCGAUCUGAAAGAUGUGACUGUAGAGGAAUUAGCAGCCGCGGCUAAUGUCACUGUGGAUACGAUUAAACAUGCAAUUUAUGUGCGCGAACAGCAGAUGAAAGCUGAACAUCGUGCAAUGCUGGCGGCUAAAUUGCGUCAGGAAUUCGUGCGUACUUCAACGACUGCCAGGACGACGACGACGACAACAACGACGACACCGGUACCAGUGCCUGCCUAUAGAGCGCCAGUGAUGAUGAAUUGGGCGCAGCAGACUCAGGAUGUUUUCGAAAGGCAGAAUGUCAAAGAAAAUGUUGCCUUCGAGAGUAAGAUGUCUAAGGUUAUGAAUGCCCCACGUGAAUACUAUCCUGUGGGCUAUGACAAGAAUUUCGACGACAACUUCAAGUCAAAAGUAGAUUUGCCACCUACAAGUUUUUCAUGUGGCAAGCAAAAGCAUUUCCCUGGACUGUAUGCCGACACAGAUUUGGGUUGCAUGGUCUUCCAUGUAUGCGCGCUCACCGAUGAUGGUCUCGUACGCAAAUCAUUCCUGUGUCCGGAGAGCACGCUUUUCGAUCAAACGAUCCUGAAAUGUAACUGGUGGUUCUAUGUAGAUUGUAGUGCCAGUAAGAGCGUUUAUGAUUCAAAUAUACCCAUUUCGAAGAGUUAUCAGCUGAUGAAAUCGCUCACUUACUUUUCAAAAUACAACCAAAAUAGUGAUAAUGAUGGUGGCGAUGGUGGAUUGGACAUCCAAACACUCAAGGACUCAAUGGCUGAGGAAGAGAAUGGUAGAGCAAGACGCGUGGACAGUAGUAAGGUAGAAAUAUCGGAAAAAGCGCGUAACUUUAUAAUACGAGCAGAAGAAACAACAAUUGAACCGGUGAAAUCAGCGAACGAUGGCGAGGAAAAUGCCAAUGCCGAGACGGAGGAAAUGCAGCUAACCAAUGAAAUUACUACACCCACUACAGCGAGCAGCAUCGAAGAGAGCACCGCAGUGCAUAUAAUCCAACCACAACCCAUAUAUGACCGACUGGCUGAGCUGAAGGCCAAGCUGGAUAUCAUUAAGGCGGCAAAUAGUCAGAUUACAACACAACAAACGAACGAAGCUUGAGUUGGGAGGGGAAAGCGCGUAACAGCGCUACGCAGGGAUUUAAAUUGUCUAAGUUUUCGAAAAUGUGGUUAAGAUAUUACAUGUGCAGUUGGAUUAUCAGACAACGAGGCGAUAUGUCGAAGAAGGCAAUUUAUUUGCACGUCAAAUAUAAGAGUUGCGUGUAUGGAUUGUCGCAAGGCGAAUUCAUAUAAGGUGGUAGCGGUAGUACAAAAACAAAAACUAAUAUGUAUUUUGUUUUCACUUUCGGUACACAAAUGUCAAAUUUCAGCUAUUCUCCGCUCAAGGAGGAAGAGGGAAAGAAACACUCCCACACUCUUAUUUUUCGCAUUCACUCAUAGGGACAUAUGUACCUAUCGAGCCCUAACCGCCAAAAUAACGU